Messenger RNA from Echinococcus granulosus, 1857 nucleotides. Its product is annotated as Tubulin alpha chain. Gene Ontology annotation, biological process: mitotic cell cycle; microtubule cytoskeleton organization. NCBI's taxonomy places the organism in Eukaryota, Metazoa, Platyhelminthes, Cestoda, Cyclophyllidea, Taeniidae. Gene Ontology annotation, molecular function: structural constituent of cytoskeleton; GTP binding. Bases 1 to 1857 code for a protein of 618 amino acids. The transcript has 3 exons. Gene Ontology annotation, cellular component: cytoplasm; microtubule. The record is from RefSeq and is a predicted model, not a curated record.
AUGCAUGGCCUCCUGACCAUACAUCUGGGCCAAUGUGGAGUGCAGAUUGGCAACGCGGUAUGGGAGUUGUUGGCCUGUGAGCACGGAAUCGGUGUGGAUGGAAAAUUGUACAGCACCCUUAACAGCGCCCUCGGCUGCGACCGACCUGAGCAAGGAGAGGAUAUUGGUGUCUUUUUCAGCGAAUCGAGGCAGAGAUAUUAUCCAAGGGCUAUUAUGGUAGAUCUAGAGCCAACUGUAAUCGAUGAGAUACGAGUCGGUGCAUACAAAAAGUUGUGGAAAGCGAGUAAUCUUUUGACUGGUAAGGAGGAUGCAGCGAACAACUACGCGCGAGCCUACAUCAAUGUCGGCAAAAAGAUGCUUGGUCCACUAAUGGAGCAGGUCCGUAUCACGGCGGAGCGUUGCGACGGUCUUGCAGGAUUCAAUGUAGUUCACUCAUUAGCCGGUGGAACCGGCUCUGGCCUUACUGCUCUUCUCCUGGAAUGUCUCUUCGAGGAGUACGUCAAGAAAGCACGGUUUUCCACCACUAUUUACCCAUCCAAAAUUUGCUCCCAGUCUACUGUAGAUCCCUACAAUACCCUUCUGUCCAUGAAAGCCACCAUGGAUACUCUGGACUGUUCUCUCUUGAUGGAUAACAAAGCCAUCACCGAUCGUUGUGUUGCGCAGAUGUUAAUUGAAAAGCCGACCUACACCACGCUAAACCGCUUUGUUGCCAUGCUUGUCAGCUCCAUUUACCUCUCACACAGAUUCGCCUUUAUGGGCAACCAACACGCCGAUGUUUUAGAGCUUCUCACCAACAUCAUCCCCUACCCCCGCAUCCGGUUCCCUAUUGUCGGCACCACUCCUCUCUACGCCAAGGCGAAUCAGCACCACGAGGUAAUCAGUGUCCCAACCAUCACUCGCAGGGUCUUCAGUCAAGAGGCAAUUACUUUGGAUUGCAAUAUCGAAAAACGGUAUUUCAUCUCAGUCGCUCUGCUGUAUCGUGGAGUAGCAUCCACUGGUGAGGUGGUUGCAGCGCUGAGAGAUGUGCGAUACAACCCAGAGUUUGCAAUCGCAGAGGGUUUUUUGGAUUGGUGCCCCAACAAGUUCAAGGUGGGAGUCACGCCGUUUCCCCCAGUUACAGUGCCCACCUGUGCUAUGGCGGCUGCGCCUACUUCAGUGUGUAUGAUCGCGGGAAAUAUAGCAGUGAGUGAUGCGUUCAAGUCGACGGUGGAUAAUUUUGACAUGCUCUUUAAGAAAUGCGCCUUCAUCCAUUGGUUUGUGUGUGAGGGGCUGGAGGAGGCUGAGUUGAAGGAGGCUAGGGAUGAGCUUUGCGGCCUCAUUAACGAGUAUGUCAAUUUGGUGGAUCGUGAUGCCUCUGCUGAAGCCUGUCCCGAACAGACGACCGAAUCGGAAGACGGCGGUUGUCCGAUGGUGUUUACAAACACUACGACUCCGACCAUGAGAGGAGCAACUGUAGCACCACAAAGACCACCCGAACAUCUGCACAUUAAUAUGAGAAUGCGAGAGAGAAUACCUGGUCCGAGUACCCCCUGUCAACCGAUUUUGAAUGGGCCUUGUGCAGGUCGCGGAUUUCCAAAUCCAUACAGUCCGCGUCCCAUUUUGAGCAUUAAUAUGUCCAAUACACGUCCACGGAACAGAAUUCGGUCGGAAAGGCCUCUUGUAGCGUACAGAGGAAGAAGCGUUGCACCACCCUCCCCGGGGAUGUUUGAGGAAAUUGAGCAAGGAUGCCCAUACGGUUUCUUCAACAUAUUCAACCAACAGCAGGCGGAAACGGAGGAAUUCCCUCCAUGGACUAUCAAUGCUUGCCAUCAAGGUUUCAAAGGGCGAUUAACCGCGGCAGCCCAAAUGAUUUAUUAG